Necator americanus (New World hookworm) is the source of this 1005-nucleotide messenger RNA. RefSeq lists its product as uncharacterized. NCBI's taxonomy places the organism in Eukaryota, Metazoa, Nematoda, Chromadorea, Rhabditida, Ancylostomatidae. The transcript has 5 exons. The record is from RefSeq and is a predicted model, not a curated record. Bases 1 to 1005 code for a protein of 334 amino acids.
AUGCCGCUCUGUCUCACCUUCAUCGACUUGAAGAAGGCCUUCGACUCAGUUGAGAUGGAAAGCGGUCGUGGAAGCCUUGCCACCCUCGAGAACGCAAUACGAAAGUUGGAAUGGGACGACAUGGGAGUGAAGGUUGAUGGUCGACAGCUACACCAUUUGCGCUUUGCUGAUGACGUCGUACUGGUAACACCUAGUAUCAGCCAAGCGGAACGAAUGCUGACCGAAUUCGACGAAACAUGUGGAUGCAUCGGUCUUCAGCUGAAUCUACAAAAGACGAUGUUCAUGCGGAACGGAUGGGUCUCAGAUGCCCCGUUCACGCUCAACGGAACGAACAUAUCCGAAUGCACCAGCUACGCUUAUCUGUGUCGGGAACUGAACAUGAUGAAGGACUUGACCCCCGAGCUGGGCAGGAGGAGACGAGCGGCUUGGGGAGCGUACAAGAGCAUCGAGGAUGUAAUGAAGAAGACCAGGAACACCUUGCUCCGUGCUCACCUCUUCAACACCACCGUACUUCCUGCUUUGACCUAUGCUUCGGAAACCUGGGCAUUUCGCAAGCAGGAAGAAAACGCGAAAGGCUUUCUAGUCGGCAAACCGGACUAUUACAUCGUGCAGAAGCAACCAGUUCCGCUAGACUCAUGUGCUUUCUGUGACGCAACAUCGAAUGACUCGAAUAGCUCAAGUGCUUCUUCUCGCAGCUUCUGCUCAAAGGAGAUGGAGAGAAAGGAAAAGAUACGGAAACGGACCGCAAAAAGUGAAGCGAUACCAGGAAAAGCAAAGAAAAGACAUGAAAUGAAUCUCAAUGUGCGCAGGCGUCACCGUACCAUGACAUUACUGCAACGACACAAGAAACAUCAAGCAACCGUUACGUUCAAUCAGGACCACCUGCUGAUAUUGCGCAAAAGAGGGUCAGGUGCCAUCGUCCCUGCGCACAAACACCGGCGAAUAAGUAUAGCCAGUAAGGGAAUGUUGGAAUUAGAGCUGAGAAUUGUCUUAGCACAAGGAUAA